GAGUAAUAUUGAGUUAAUCAGUGAGCUUUAAAGGUCCUGGUAAAGGGAUUUUGUAAAUUUCCAAUAGAGCCAUGCUAGCUGUUUCCCUCUGUUCCAGUCUUUAUGCUAAGCUAAGCGUCUCUUGGCUCUGGCUCAUAUUUACCCUACAGAUAUGAGAGUGGUAUCAAUCUUUUCAUCUAGCACUCAGGAUGAAAAUUAACACUUAUAUUCCGCCAAAAGUCAAGCUACUCCUUUACAUUAAAAGUGACAAAAAUGUUGAACUUGAGACAUUGAGUGUGCACUCCUUGAGCAAAAGUUCCAGUUGCAUGCGUUUUCCAUAUGGCAUCGAUCAGUAUAUCAAGGAGAGUUGAUGUGUAAUGAAUGAUGAAGGCAUGUUGAUGAUAAAACAAAAAAAGAAUCUCUUCUUGCCACAAAAUGUGUUCCCAGUAUUUUGAUUGACAUCUUAUGAGUCUUUCUCAUGCCAGAUGUAAAAGAACAGCACGUUUCGUGCGCUAACUGUCAUUUUGCGGUUAUGAAAAAAGAUUAAUGGGAGGUCGCAUGACCCCAAAACCGACAACAUAUCAUGAUAAAGGAAGUGUGUUAGAACAAAAGAAAAGAAAGUUGUUUUUUCCAAAAGCAGCUAUUAAAUUGUUGCCAUAUGGAACUAAAAGUGAAUAUUAUUAUAAUGAACUCACUGUAAACUCUUCAUUGGCAGCAUUUCCUAAUCGACAUUGUUUUAGCGACUAAGACCAACUUUUUUUCCCCCAGUUGCCAACGAGAGCAUGCUGUGAGUGCUCUGAAGUGUUUUCAAGCUGUGCUCUGAACUUGUGAUGUUUGCCACUUCAUUUUCUAAAUUGUAAUGUGGUGCCCGUGUUUGUCAUGUUUUUACACACUCAGUCUGAUUAUUCUUCCCAUCAGUUACAGAUAACCACCACUCAAUCGGCAUCCCCAGCUCGCCACCGUCGGCCAAUCAGCGGGCCGGGAUGCAUUCCCCGCCUCCACGGAGGGCCCCUGCCAGAGAGUUCAGUGGGACCUAUGAGAGCCUGCCGGCACGCUCUGUACAGGUUUCAGAGUCUUAUGUGGUCGAGUGUCCAAGCAUCCAGAUAACCACCAUCUCCCCUGAAGACGACCUAGCACCAACCAUUUCCAGUUACUGGGACAUGGGUGGUGGGGGUGGGUGGGACCGAGAGCGCCUCUACCUCCCCCUGCUGGACCCCUUCACUUACCGCGACAGAUGCCCCGGCUCCCUCAGCCCGAGUCCCAGCCCCGGCUCCAGCCCUUCCUCCCGCGGCUGGCUCAGCCCCGCCUCCAGCUGUGACUCCCUGCUGGUGGAGGAGGAGGAGCUGAACGAGGCCACCAUCAAUUUCGGGCUCUCGCCGUCCUCAAGGCCGACUUCUCCCGGGGGUAAAAAACGUAGAAACUCCCCCCUGGUCUCCCCUUGUACUUCACGGAGGGGUAGUUACUCAGAAGAACUGCAGGGAUGUAACCUCGAGGGUAGAGACUCCACCCCUCAGUCGCAAGCUCCACCCAGCAGCUGUGAGCUCAGCAUCCCACAGAAAACCAGGAAGACGUCAUUAGAACAGUUGUCAUCCAGGGAGGUGGAUCAGGAGCAGGCUCCAGGCCAUAGCUCCCCCUGCCCGCUGCUGGAGACCCAGCAGACCAGGAGAGAGCCCCCUUCGCUGGGCAUGGACUACCUCUCUGUGCCUCCUGCUCUCGCCUGGGGCCGGACUCGAGCCAGCGCCCACAGCCCUCUGUUCAGGUCUAAUGCCCUGCCGCCACUCGACUGGCCGCUGCCGUCCCAGUUUGACCAGUACGAGCUGCGUAUUGAGGUGCACCCCCGUCCACACCACAGAGCCCACUACGAGACAGAGGGGAGCAGAGGAGCUGUCAAGGCAACACCAACAGGACAUCCUAUCGUCAAGCUGUGUGGAUACACAGAGAGGAAGCCGCUCUCCCUUCAAGUUUUCGUUGGAACAGCUGACGACCGAUCAAUCAGGCCGCAUCCUUUCUAUCAGAUACACAGGGUGACAGGGAAGAUGGUGGGUACUGCCAGUCAUGAGAGCGUCCAGGCGGGGACCAAACUGCUGGACAUCCCCCUCAACCCUGAGAACAACAUGAGUGCACUCAUCGACUGUGCUGGCAUUCUGAAGCUGAGGAACUCGGACAUUGAGCUGAGGAAAGGAGAAACAGACGUUGGGAGGAAGAACACACGUGUCCGUUUGGUGUUUCGUACCCACCUCCCUCUAGCGCCCCCUGUCGGCCCGCCUGGUCGAGUCCUGGCUCUGCAGGUUGCCUCCUUGGCCAUCGAAUGCUCCCAGCGCUCGGCUCAGGAGCUGCCCGUCAUCGAGUCCGUCAGUCUCACCUCCUGCUCUGUGGAGGGAGGGGAGGAGCUUCUGCUAAGCGGCUCUAACUUCCUGCCAAUCUCCAGGGUCCUUUUCAUGGAGCGAGGGACAGAUGGUAAACUGCAGUGGGAGGAGGAGGCUCAUGUUGACCGUGACAACAGCAAUGAGUGUUUGUUGUGCGUGAGAGUCCCCGCCUACAGCGACCUGUCCGUCAGUCGGCCGAUGUCAGUUAGUCUUUACGUCUCCAACGGGAAGAGGAAAAGGAGCAGCACUCACUGCUUCAAGUAUCUCCCCAUUAUGUUCAAAGAGGAGGACCCGCUGCUGUCCCGGCCCUCUGUGCUGCCUCUGGAUGGGGGGACUGUGUGUCCUGUGGGGGGUCAACCCAGGAUGGACGGGGGCUUUCCCGUGAGAGGCGACCCCAGGGCUGACGAACGAGGCCUGGGCUUCCACCUGCCCCCCUACCCCACCACCUACUCCCCUCCCAUCCCCACUAUGGGUUACCACGAGGAGUACUGCUCCAAACCAGACGCUGUGGUGGAGGAGCCCAGGGCGGCUCUGUCCGAGCGUCACCCCAGCUUCGAGAACCUGGAGCUGGGCUUCACCGAGCUCCUUCCCCCCUUAUACCCCCGCGGCCCGCAGCCUCCCUCCCCCUCCCCUUCCCCGUGGCUGGACUCACCCUACCUUUCCUCCUCGCCCUCUCCCUCCCACUCCUCCUCUCUCAGCCCGUUUCCUGCCGGCAGUCCCAUCUCGACCUCCCCUCUGCCUCCCAUCCCCACCUCCCCUUACCCCCAGUACUCUGCUUAUCCUCAGGAUGCGUGUCCCUCACCUCCCUCCAACCCCAGCCCAUAUCAGGACAUGUACUCAGCACCCUACUCCCACUACGAGGGCUGGGACCCCCAGGGAAGGGUGCUCGGGAUGGGACAUGGGGGAGAUAGGGAUACCAAGAUCCAGGAGUGUCCCCUGGAGUUUACCAGCUCUUCUAUGCACCACAUCACAUUUGAAGAAGUGACGGAGUAUAUCGGGGAGGACAUCCAGUCUUUCCAGUCAGCCUCACAGAUGGACAACCAGCCAAACUGAGCUCAGAGCAGCUCGUUACCCCUGUUCCAUAUCAUCAGCAUCAUUUUAAAUCUAUUAUGCACUUUGAUAUUAGGAUCCAUCGCUCCAGUUUCUUGUGAUAUUGGCAGAGCGGUUACCAGGAGACUGUUGUAAAAAUGACCACAGGUAACUCUUUUAUGUGGUUUUUUAAAGGGAAACCAAUGUUUUUGACAUGUUUUCAAUAUAAAUUAUACAAGAAAGCACUUAGGUUUGUUGUGUCUCGUGUGUUUUUCUUGCAAAAAACAAACAAAAUGAACACUCAUACAGGGUGAAUCUAGAAUAAAGGGACUGAAGGAAAAAGGCUAAGUCACUAUGGAAAACGAAAUGGCUCAAUAACAUAUUUUGGAAGAUGUCGUAUUCUCUACAAUCCCAGCUAACUAUUUAAAUAUGUUGUUUUUUUCAAGAGAUUCAAUUGUUUAUUUUUCCUUGAAGUGUCUUUAUGUUGAGAUUGCACCAGCAGAAACUUAAUCCAUCCUGCAGUAAUAACACAUUUUUCUGCUCAGUUCCUGGACGUGAUGGAAAUCUUCUGAAUAAUGGCGACAGGAUUUAGGCUCCUGUGGCAAAUGGCGGUAAUUAUCUCUGAUUUUCUUUUUCUGCAAUGCCAGAUUUAGGAGUAGUAGCUUAGUUAAAUGACUUAGGAGAAGAGAAAAUGACUAAACUUGGCAAAGACUUAACUGAGAAAUCAACGUAAGACAAUGACUCAAGUUAUCUGAAUAGAUGUUGAGCCUGUGCUCGGUGAAAAGGUAAAGUGUUGAGACAAAAGGGAGUUUGACCUCAUGAAAGGAUGAUGUGACCAGUCUGUGAAUGUUAGAGCUGUUUGAAAGGUUUGUAUGAGAAAUAGUUUGUUAGAUCCUCUCGAAGCCGAGCAGGUUUGUCUUGAAGAACAGUGACACCUGGGGGGACUCGGGACCGGGAACGCCAUAACAGUCCAUAAAUCAGCAACUGUUUGAGAAAUCACUCAUUCUGCUGUAAAACUUCACAGGUCUUAUUUUCUGAUAUGUGUACUUUCUCCACUAAAAGGAGCGUGGCUACGAGAAAGAC
Anarrhichthys ocellatus (wolf-eel) is the source of this 4457-nucleotide messenger RNA. RefSeq names its product nuclear factor of activated T cells 4 (gene nfatc4). Gene Ontology annotation, cellular component: transcription regulator complex. Gene Ontology annotation, biological process: regulation of transcription by RNA polymerase II; cytokine production; calcineurin-NFAT signaling cascade. Bases 963 to 3398 code for a protein of 811 amino acids. The record is from RefSeq and is a predicted model, not a curated record. NCBI's taxonomy places the organism in Eukaryota, Metazoa, Chordata, Actinopteri, Perciformes, Anarhichadidae. Gene Ontology annotation, molecular function: RNA polymerase II cis-regulatory region sequence-specific DNA binding; transcription factor binding; DNA-binding transcription factor activity, RNA polymerase II-specific. The transcript is spliced from 12 exons.